AUGAUCGGCUUGUACACGCCAUCGAAAACGACCCAUUGCGAUAUCCAAAGUUCCGCCUGGAGGACGGAAGGUUGUUCAAAAAAAUCGUCGAAAAAGAGAUUGGUGCGGAUCGGACGGACUGCUGGAAAAUCGUGGUACCGUCGUACCUACGACCCGGCAUUCUACGACGUUAUCAUAAUGAGUCCCGAACAGGAGGUCAUUUGGGGGUAUAUAAGACCUACAACAAGCCGUCAAACCAGAGCAACGUUUUCCGGCCGGGUAUAUAGGAACGAAGCCCGAGAUUACGCGCUGCUGGCAGAUGAUAAGCUGCGAUCUGUUUGGACCGUUACCGCGAACAUCGCGAGGUCAUCAGUGACUGCACGUCAUGUUAUUGCGGAAUUGGAGGAGAAAGUCUUCCUCAUAUUCGCCGUUCCAGAAAUUUGCAUCGCGGACAACGGUGUGCAGUGCGGUAGAAGCCGUGAGUUUCAGGAGUUCUUAGAGAACUACGGAGUACAACCGUAUUACAAUGCUCUGUAUACACCACAAAAUAACCCGACACUAACAACGAUGAAAACGUUAAUAAUGUCAUAUAUCGAGGAGGAUGAGCGUUACUGGGACCUAGAGUUAAGUAAAGUCGCGUGUGCUCUGCGGACGGCUAAGAUUGAGGCUACGAGGAAAACACCAUACUUCGUCAAUUUUGGGUUCGAAAUGAUAGAUGACGGGCGGCAGUACGCUCUACAGCGAAACCGAAUGUUUUUGACGGACAGUGAAGAUUCAGAGGACGAUGAGGACGGUAAUCGGUAUUUUAAUCGCAAGGAGAUUGCAAAAUGCAUGGAAGAGGGCGACGUCGUCUGGAAGCGCGAGUAUCCUACGACGGACGCUUCUAAGCAUUUUGCCGCCAAGCUGGCCAAACGUUAUAAGGCACCCUUUAGAAUCUCCAAUAGAAUCGGGGCAAAUGUAUAUGAACUGAAUGAUCCGCAGGGACAACCGAAAGGUCGAUGGCACGUUAAGGACUUAAAACCGUAUUAUGAACCCGAGUCCGAGCCUGAGGCAAGUGAAGAGGCCGGAUCCAUGGAUUCCGACCGUGGAGUGUAG
Molecule: messenger RNA, 1074 nt
Organism: Zophobas morio
Lineage: Eukaryota; Metazoa; Arthropoda; Insecta; Coleoptera; Tenebrionidae
Exons: 4
Coding region: 1-1074 (357 amino acids)
Biological process (GO): DNA integration
Molecular function (GO): nucleic acid binding
Source: RefSeq, a predicted model, not a curated record